AAAGUGAAGUUCCCACAAGCUGAACAAACUAAAACACCCAACUCUACAAAAUGUACAACAAAAUGCUGUCGAUCAGUGAGGAUCAUGGAUUCCGUUCGCUGAGCCAUUCCGACUCGACAGAGAACGAUGCGGUCGCCGCGCAGGACAUCCUCACGUGCGGCGCAUGCCAGAAGACCUUCGCGCUGUCGGACAUUGUCCGCUUCAUACAGCACAAGGUGAUGCAGUGCAACAAGGAGAACUACGGCCAGUGCACCACACAGGCGCCCAGCAUGGAUCGCGAUGCCGACGAGGGCCGCCCACUGAGCCUGGUCAAUCGCCGUCCAUCGAUAUCGGCGCCAAUCACAGGCCGCAAGUCGGCUCCGGUUGGUGUGGCACCACCCACCGCAACCGCAGCCGCUGCUGCGGCCACAGCUGCUGCUGCUGCGGCGGCGGCGGCUGCGGCCGUUGCGAGCAGCGCAGCGAGCGGCUCGCGCAUCCACACACCACCGCCCAGUCCGGCGGAUCUGCUGGCGGACGGAGCAAGCAGCACGCCCAAGCGCCUCGUGGAUGAGAACGACAAUACAACGCCCAAGGCGGACAGCGAGGCUCUGCCUCUGCCGCCGCACAGUCCGCAGUCCGGCGAGCAGGACGUGCACAUCGGACGCGCUGCCAUCGAGGACUGCGCGCUGCUCGACGACAAGCCGAAGGUCAAGCAGGAGCCCCUCGCCGACGAUGAGCUGCCGCAAGAGGAGCAGCCGCUCGACGAGGAGCAGCAGCAGGAGCAGGAACAGCAGCAGGAGCGGGAGCGAGAGCUGGAGCAGCCAGCGGGCGACGACUGCCAGCAGCCGCUGGCCAAGCGCCCCAAAAUGGAGCUCGUCGAUGCCGAGGCCAACACGGUGCACACAGGUGAGCAGCGGGCCCACAUUUUGUGGCAUGCAUGUCAUAUGCGCAUAUUUGCGUAA
Molecule: messenger RNA, 941 nt
Organism: Drosophila navojoa
Lineage: Eukaryota; Metazoa; Arthropoda; Insecta; Diptera; Drosophilidae
Gene: Cph
Product: BCL11 transcription factor chronophage
Biological process (GO): regulation of transcription by RNA polymerase II; transcription initiation at RNA polymerase II promoter
Cellular component (GO): nucleus; transcription factor TFIIA complex
Molecular function (GO): RNA polymerase II cis-regulatory region sequence-specific DNA binding; DNA-binding transcription factor activity
Source: RefSeq, a predicted model, not a curated record